Lasiosphaeria miniovina is the source of this 603-nucleotide messenger RNA. RefSeq lists its product as uncharacterized. NCBI's taxonomy places the organism in Eukaryota, Fungi, Ascomycota, Sordariomycetes, Sordariales, Lasiosphaeriaceae. The coding region runs from base 1 to 603 and encodes 200 amino acids. The transcript has a single exon. The record is from RefSeq and is a predicted model, not a curated record.
AUGACACUACUCAACGACGCGCUCCGCGCCGAGCUGACACGCAUGUACCGCGCGCCCGACCGCUUCUACCACGGGCUGAGCCACGUCGACGCACUGCUGGGACUGCUCGCGACACAUCGCGCGGCGGCCGCCGACGCCGACGCCGUCGAGGCGGCCAUCUGGUUUCACGACGCCGUGUACGACGCGCGCGCCGCGGGGCCUGCCAACGAGGUGGCGAGCGCCGCGCUGGCCGUAGCGCGCCUAAGCGAGCUCCCGCACGUUAGCUCAGACCGCGUCGCCAAGAUCGCCGCCAUGAUCGAGGCCACGGCGUCGCAUGUCGUGCCCGCCGCGUUGGAGGGGGAUGACGGCGCGCGAGCGGACGCCGCGUUGUUCCUGGACAUGGAUCUGAGCAUCCUCGGUGCUGAGGCGCAAGUGUUUGAUGCGUACGAGGCGGCUGUGCGCAAGGAGUAUGCGUGGGUUCAUGACGAGGCGUGGCGCAAGGGCCGCGCCGACGUCCUGCGCCGGUUUCUGGGCAGGGAGCGCAUUUUCCACUCGGAGCUGUUUCGCGCGCUGUAUGAGGACGCUGCGCGCGGGAACUUGCAGAGGUCGCUUGCGAGGUUGUAG